Molecule: messenger RNA, 873 nt
Organism: Diorhabda sublineata
Lineage: Eukaryota; Metazoa; Arthropoda; Insecta; Coleoptera; Chrysomelidae
Exons: 3
Coding region: 211-753 (180 amino acids)
Source: RefSeq, a predicted model, not a curated record
UUCAUUAAUAUUUUUAAUAUAAGUAAUCAUAAGAUUGAUUACGACUUUCUUUAUAACAAGUCGAUUUUUGUAAAUUUAAAUAAAAACUAAAAUUGACAUGACAAUUAAUUUCCCCCAAACUAUUAUUAUAUUUUCGUAUUCAUAAUUAAAUAAGGGUGUGAAUUGAUAAUCGUCGAAUUUUCCGAUGACGAAUCAAUUGACUAAACUAGUAUGAAAGGAGGGGUGUGUAGGAUUUUCAUCAGACAGUUUCCUUUCGAAAAUUUUCCGAAGUUUAAGCGCGUUCCUAUCAUUUCCCACAUUAUUGGUUUGGAUUAUACUUCAAGUAAACGUGUUCGAGCAACUGGAAUCUCUCCAAAUCUCGACGUCGUUUGGUUCAGUUUACGCGGGAUUCGUUAUUGUUUUUAUAUUAAAACUAACAUGGAAGAUUUUUCGUGCAGAUUAUCGUGUUUGAGUAUAAUAGUUGAUGAUGUGGAUGAUAAAAAAAAUUGUUCUCAAGCUCAAACAAAAAAUGAAACUCGCGUCUCCGGUGAACCUGAAACUACCCUACAUAAUGUUGAUAACCCUUACCCCAAGCAAGUAUUAGAUGAUGCGAUUCGAGACAUUUUAAAAGAGGCGGAAUUGAGAAAAUUCGAGUUCAGGAAACUUCUCGAUGAACACGAUGCUCUAGUAGAGAAUCUCAAAAAAAUGGAGAAUGAUCAACCCGAUAGGAGAAAUUUCAUAAAUAACGUUGCCAAAUCACCCAUAUCGGCGUGAUCCCAAAGAAAAAAAAAUACUAAGUGAUAAUUUAUUUUAUUUCAUCAAAAGACCCUUACUUUCAAAUAUUAUUUAUUAUAAAUUAAGGUAAUUUUCUAAUAAAUAUACAAGAAAAAAUUG